Messenger RNA from Brassica rapa (field mustard), 2029 nucleotides. RefSeq lists its product as uncharacterized. The record is from RefSeq and is a predicted model, not a curated record. NCBI's taxonomy places the organism in Eukaryota, Viridiplantae, Streptophyta, Magnoliopsida, Brassicales, Brassicaceae.
CGACCCGAAGUACAUAAAUACCCGAACGGGUUCUACACCUCUAUACCGAAAUAACCAAAAAUCCGAAAUACCCGAUCCGAACCCGAACGGGUACCCGAAUGCCCACCCCUAGUAGGGUCCAUGUCCCAGUUUGAAAAACGGUGCUUCAGCCUUACCUUUUUAAUAUUUUAUAUUUCCAUUUUUAAAUUUUAGAUUUACAGGAAAACUUCACAUGUUUUCAAUUUAAAAAUGGCUCAGCCCUUAAUAUUAUUAUUACGUUAAUUCAGUUCAAAAGUAAAGAAAGAUAUCAACUUUUUUUUUAAAUAGAUGGUUCGAAAUGGUGACACAAAUCAAAAAGUGCAAAAUUGCAGACAAACAAUAAAACUGAUAUAAACUAAUUUUUAAUAUUAUACUGAAGGACUUUUUUUUUAGCUCUUCCAUCAUCAUAGAUCAUGAAUAGUUAACUGUAAACCAUUUUUAAAAUACCUAAAUAACCUCUGAAGACAUGUUUAAAUCAUCAUAAUCUAUAGUGUUUUGAAUAUUACAAGUUCUUUUUUUUUUGUUCAAAGAAUCUUACAAGUUCAAACUUCAAAAAGGGGAUCUAUAUGAAAUAUAUCUAUUUAGUCUAAACUAAAAUGAUUUAAAAAAUUCGAAGUAAAAUAGACAUUGAACCUCAGAUCUUCAGAUAAGUCACCAUCUUUAACUUUUACUUUGCUUCAAAAAAAACUUUAUUUUUUUCUUUAUAAGAAACUUUAUUUUUUUCGUUAUAUAAAAACUUUGUUUAAAGAGAGUACGUAAACAAAGACACAUCUUCUUUCUACUUUGUCUCGAUCUCUCUCACUUACUCACUCGACCGUUCCUCCAAACAUAAUUCAAAUUCUCAUUUUUCGAAAUCUCUAAGAAUAGGGAAUAUUCCGGCGUCGAAAUCGAGAAACAUCCAACCUCUCCGGUAACAAAUGGGUUGCGUCUCAUCGAACCUCCUAAAUCACGACGAAGAUUUCCCUCAGAUCGGCGGCAGCUCCGCCUUCGGCCACCACAUCGUCAAGCUAACCUCCACUACUUACGGUCUCCUCACUCUCGAUCCUCCUUCUCCUCCUACGACGCCGCCUCAGAAAUUCACCACCGGUACGGACACAAAGUCACUCUUGUCUGAGCCGGAGGUUAUCAACUCAUGGGAGCUUAUGUCUGGUCUCGACGGCGAGAGCUUCCGCUUCACUCCUCUCCCGAAGACUCCUCCGGUGAAGUACAAAGUCUUCGGCGGAGACAACAAAGAGAAUUCGGAUCCUAACCGGAAAAUUCCGACAAAAUCAUUAAGCAAAGAGGUUCUGAAACCGUUAGAUCCGAAACCGUCGGAGAGGUUCGAGAGGAUCUGUCCUCCAGGAGGAGAGAAUCGCGUGGUGAUCUACACGACGUCGUUGCGCGGCGUGCGUCGGACGUUCGAGGAAUGUAACACCGUGAGAGCCGCGGUGGAGGGGUCCGGUGUAGUGAUCUGCGAGAGAGACGUGUCGAUGGAUAGAGGGUUCAGAGAAGAACUCGCGUCUCUGAUGGCGAAGAGGAUCAGUAACGGUAACGACAAGGCUUCUGCAUUGCCGCCUAGGGUGUUUGUGAAGGGGAUGUACAUUGGUGGAGCAGAGGAAGUGUUGAGAUUAGUGGAGGAAGGUGUUUUCGGGGAGAUGGUUCGUGGGCUGCCGAGUAAGAAAGCGGGAGGAUGCCGCGGCGGCGGCGAUGGUGAUGGUGCUUGUGAUGGAUGCGGUGGUUUGUUUUUCUUGCCGUGUUUCAGGUGUAACGGAAGCUGUAAAGUUGUGAAAGGAUGGGGUAGCUCCGCUGUUGUUGUUAGGUGUACGGAGUGUAAUGAGAACGGUCUUGUUCCAUGUCCGAUUUGCAGCUGAGUGAGACUUGAGUGAGAAUACUCUCUUUGAUUUCCUCUGUUUGAAAGCUAUGUGGACGAAACAGAGCAAAUCUUGUUCUCAUAGAGAAAUGAAUGUGUAACAGUUAUGUAUAAUUCAAUACAAGGUCUUUUUUUUUUAUAUUCUAUGGUGUUUUCUUCCGA